Molecule: messenger RNA, 3296 nt
Organism: Centropristis striata (black sea bass)
Lineage: Eukaryota; Metazoa; Chordata; Actinopteri; Perciformes; Serranidae
Gene: jhy
Product: junctional cadherin complex regulator
Exons: 7
Coding region: 73-2241 (722 amino acids)
Biological process (GO): axoneme assembly
Source: RefSeq, a predicted model, not a curated record
UGCUGUUGUUUUUGUUUCAAUCCUGAAAACCUCACAGGAGGUCAGACUGUCCACCUACAACACAGACUAAACAUGGAGGAAGGACUCAGACAUGAAAAGUUGUCUCUAUUACUGCAGACAGAAGAAGAAAAGAAUCCUUCUCUAAGACGAGCAGCUCUGUCCAUCCAUCAGGACACAAACUCUCUGGAGUACGACACACUGCCUCAGAAGGAGAACGCUCACAGCUUCCAGAGGGGAGAUGAAGAAGAUGAAGAUGAAGAUCUGCAUGUUUAUGACAGUCUGGAUGUAUCAGCCCAGCCUGGUGCCCUGAGGAACCCCACCCUGUUACACACUGAAUAUCUGGAUACACAGACGGAUGAAAGAGAAGAAACAAGCCAGCUGCUCCCUGAUGACGCCUACUCUGGUCUCCGCUAUGACCCCAACUGGAGGACCACCCUACGGGGCGCCGCCUACUUCAACCAGAGUCCACGCUCUUCUGUUGGCGAGUUCUACCAAGACCCCAACAAGAAACCAAGUCAGUGUCAUGGUGACGGACAAAGACUGGUUCUAAGAGGAGGAUACAGAUACAUCGUUGACACGAGUCCAGCUGCCAUGACGAGUCCUCGUAUGGCCGCCAGUGAGUCCCACCAGCCGUACUGCCUCCACCCACAGGACGGUCAGACCAGCUCACCAGCAUCUAGACCACCAGAGACCGGCCAAUCACAGCCGUCCUGCACUGUCAAUAAAAACUUUAACAAAAGUUUGCGGAAAGGAUUCGGAAAGAAGACUAAAAAUAUCUCCGACAACGCUCGGUUCCAUGAGCUGACCGAGGAUUUACACACUAUGUACAUUAAAGACUUCCAGAGCUACUACCUGCAGGAACAGCAAGUACAGCAAAUACAGCAAGCACAGCAAAUACAGCAAGUACAGCAAGCACAGCAAAUACAGCAAGUAAAGCAAGCACAGCAAGUACAGCAAAUACAGCACGUGCAGAAAGUGCAGCAAGUACAGCAAGCACAGCAAAUACAGCAAGUUCAGCAAGUACAGCAAAUGAGCACAUCCACAUGUCCCAAGGUUUUAUUGAACAAAAAGCUAGACAGACCGAAUGAGGACAUAGUAGAACGCAACAAAAUAACGCUGGGCCGCAACGCAACCAAAGGCGGCUCCUACGUCAGGGUGCAUGCUGGGAAGCAGGACACGCCUCCUAGUGUCCAUCAGGUCAGCCAGAUCAGCGGAGGGAGGAAAGCCCAGAAGAAAGAGACAGAAACAAGAGAGAGUGGAGACAGUGUGAUCUCUCUACCAGCUGCUGUUCCUCAGACAGAUUAUCAGAAGAAACCUCCACUCUCCUCCAUCCACCUCAACAUCAACCUCCACCCUUUAGCCCACCUCCUCCCCUUGUUUGGACAGAAGAGCCCAGACAGCAUCUUCAGUUUAUCGUCCCUUCAUGGUUGUCCUCGUUGGAGCCCUGAAUCACAAGUUGAUCUGGUUUUGUCCCCUGAAUGUCAACCAACAAAUAUAAAAAAGUCCUCCAAGAUGUUUCUGGAAGGGGCAAAACGUCUUCACCAGCGAAACCUGGAGAGAAGCCACAGACAAAGGGCUAUAAAGUGGCCGUUACCCUGUGAAAGGGAGGACCAGACCUUGUCACAAAACCUACCCAGGACACCCACAACCACUUUGCCACUGGGCUCGGGCUCCUCCACAGUUCUGCCCCCUAUAAAGCAGUCACCAACAGGAAAACAGCCUGAGCUGAUCUCUGGUGUGAACACAAGCUGCCCCGUCCACAGAAGCAGCUCUGACGGAUACCUGGUCCACAUGGAGAGACAGAAGCAGCUGAAGGAGAGAGUCACGUACAAGGAAUCCAGUUUGAGAGACUACAAGAAGUUGAAGACGAAUCUAGAUCUUGAAGGUUUCGGUCCCGACCACACCGCCACUGAAAACACAGUGGAGAAAAUGAAACAGAAGCUGUGUUCAAAUGUCAUCCACAAGCAGAAAUUAAACACAAGUAGGAUUCCUUUUCUACUGACCAAGGAGCCGGACGGCAACGACAAGAAAGUUCCCAGGAUGAAGGCCUUGGAAUACGCCAAGACCAUAGCCAAACCUGCUGUACAGAGACAGAGACACCAGUCGGAAGGCCUCUCUGAACCUGCUUCUUACUCGGGGGGUUCAGACGUCUCCGAACUGUCCUCGCUGGAAAUACUCAGAAAACGUCAUGAAGAAGAAAAACAUGCCGUGGCACUGCUUAGAAAAGUACGUGCUGUCUGAGGCAAGGUGUAAUUUAUAUUAAAAAAAAGUCCAUGGAACCCUUCCAAUAAAGAUUUAUAUUCCAAGAUGUAGAAAACAACAUUAAUUCAUCAUUAUCUCAUCAUCUUUAACUGAUUAUCAAAACUCAGAUAGUCACCAGUCUAUCACAGGGCUGACACAUAGAGACGAUCAACCAUACAUGCUCUCAUUCACUCCUACGGGAAACCCAUUGUAACCUCAGCUGCAUGUUUCUGGACUGUGGGAGGAAACCGGACGUGCUGUCUCACUGAACUCGCCACAUUCAUUACCUCAUACGUUCUGCCACAUGUUCCCAAAUAAUAACAAAAAGAUAGAAAGAGAUACUCUCUGAGAUGUUGGUAGCCUUAGCUAGCUUCUUCGUUACUGUUAAUAUUGUGUAUUUUUUGUGAAAAAGUCGUACAAUUUUUAAAUGUCCCAAUACUCUCAAAAUGUUCUUAUUAUAUAUCUUAUAUAUCAAGUGAAUUACUGGCAUAAAUAAACUUUUCUAUGAUAUUCUAAUUAAUUCAGAUGUACCUGUACUCUGUGGGGCUUUUAUUUUGAAAAAGGGACAGACUUUUCCUGAUUUCCUUGUGAAGAUAAAGCUAUUUUAUAGGGCUUUUUCCCCCCUGGAAAACGUAAGUAAAUCCAUAAUUUCCUGUGGCCCGAUCAGCCCAGCUUUUUGCUGGUUUUAACAGAAAAUAUCGCAUCACCCCAAGCCUUGCUUCUCUCUAUUAUAAUUAGAAGAAAUUAAAUAAAUUAAGACAUUAAAUGUUUCAUUCUGUGUGUAAUGGAUCUAUAUAAUGUGUUAUUUCCACCUUUCUUAAUAGAAUUACUGACAUAAAUAUACUUUUCUAUGAUAUUCUAAUUUAUUGAGAUGCACUUGUACUCUGUGGUGCUUUUAUUUUGAAAUAAGGACAGUCUCGUCAUGAAGAUACAGCUGUUUUAUAGGUUGUUUUUCUGAAAAAAUAAGCAAAUCCAUAAUUUCCUGUCAGCCUGGCUUCUUGCUGGUUUUAACAGACAUUAUCACAUGAAAUACUGACAUAAAUAAACUUUUCUAU